AUGAGUAUUUCUCAGAACCAGGACAACUUGGAUUUAGCACUAGUUGGCUCAGAUAAGGAUACAUAUAACAGUGAAUGGGGAAAUACUAGUAGACUAUUGCCGGGAACAAUUGGGCAGAAGUAUGAAUGUCGUUAUUGUAAUGCGAAUACGAAGACAAAGAAGGAAUAUUCAGAACAUCUUAAAACGCACAAGGUACAAGGUUCAUAUAAAUGCACUUGGCCCACAUGUGAAAUGAAAUGCCGUACCUUAUGCACACUUCGACAGCAUUACGAAAAACAUCAACCUAAACUUUUGUGCGAAGGUUGUGGCUCUUUGUUUUAUCGUAAGGAUGUAUUAGAAAAACACGAACAACAAUGCAACGGAGGUAACCGUUAG
This is a messenger RNA of Loa loa (African eye worm), 375 nucleotides long. RefSeq lists its product as hypothetical. The coding region runs from base 1 to 375 and encodes 124 amino acids. The record is from RefSeq and is a predicted model, not a curated record. Gene Ontology annotation, cellular component: nucleus. Gene Ontology annotation, biological process: regulation of transcription by RNA polymerase II. The transcript is spliced from 2 exons. Lineage: Eukaryota; Metazoa; Nematoda; Chromadorea; Rhabditida; Onchocercidae.